This is a messenger RNA of Eubalaena glacialis (North Atlantic right whale), 309 nucleotides long. Its product is annotated as nuclear protein MDM1-like. The record is from RefSeq and is a predicted model, not a curated record. The coding region runs from base 100 to 309 and encodes 69 amino acids. Gene Ontology annotation, molecular function: microtubule binding. Lineage: Eukaryota; Metazoa; Chordata; Mammalia; Artiodactyla; Balaenidae. The transcript is spliced from 3 exons. Gene Ontology annotation, biological process: negative regulation of centriole replication.
CGAGGCUUUUGCUAGGGAACCUGCUGUUGUCGCCCCGCCCCCUCCGGGCUUUUUGUCCCGUUAACUGUCGGAGUGGCUGGGGCUCCAGCGCCGGGCGACAUGCCGGUGCGCUUCAAGGGGUUGAGUGAAUACCAGAGAAACUUUAUGUGGAAAAAGUCAUAUUUGUCAGAGUCCUGUAAUUCCUCAGUGGGGAGAAGGUACCCAUGGGCUGGACUUAGAUCAGAUCAAUUAGGAACUCAAGGCAAAUGUAGAACUAAGAUCCAGCAUAAUGACAUCUCACCCCUUCUCAUCUUGGUCUGCUGUACAUAA